Sander lucioperca (pikeperch) is the source of this 2086-nucleotide messenger RNA. Its product is annotated as hyaluronan and proteoglycan link protein 1-like. The coding region runs from base 399 to 1460 and encodes 353 amino acids. Gene Ontology annotation, molecular function: hyaluronic acid binding. The transcript has 6 exons. Gene Ontology annotation, biological process: cell adhesion. The record is from RefSeq and is a predicted model, not a curated record. Lineage: Eukaryota; Metazoa; Chordata; Actinopteri; Perciformes; Percidae.
CCUGAAGGCAUCGAUCGGAGUUUUACCGCAGUUUGGCCUACAUUUCACCUGCAUGCGUCAGAGCGCACACUCCACUCAGCCCUGCGCGUAAACACACACACACACACACACACACACACACACACACACACACACACGCACGCACGCACGCACGCACGCGCGCGCGCGCGCGCACGCACGCAGAGGAGUGCGUCUGUUCGCUGCCACACUUGUGUUCCUUUCAGAGGAGCCAGGAGAGGCGAACAGGACAUCCACACAUUGGCUGUUUGGUCGUACCUUCACGUGCGUAAUCAUUUUGCGCUUCACUCUUCAUCCAGACCGCCGGAGAGUUCAGACCUUUACCGCAACACAGGACGCAACGCGGAGCAGUGGUCAGACCCCCAGUUUGGUGAUUGAAUAUGAUUCCUGUGCUGAUCUGUGCGUUGAUCUCCCUGAGUGUAGCUGCCAAUGACUUAGACACUCUGUACCCUGAACUGGAGCACUCGAGAACCAUCUAUGUCACAGAAAACAACCCUCGACUCUCAGUGGCGGCAGACCAAUCGAAGGUGGUGUCGAGGCGAGGAGGAAACGCUACGUUACCGUGCAAGAUCCAAAUGGACCAAUCACUGACACCCAGCCGGAAGAUGAGGAUCAAAUGGACCAAGCUGACGUCAGACUACCUGAAGGAGGUGGAUGUUUUUGUUUCCAUGGAUUAUCACAAACGGAGUUACGGCAGUUUCCAUGGACGCGUCCACCUGCGAGGCUCCUCUCCGAUGGACGCCUCUCUGGUCAUCACAGACAUCACCCUGGAGGAUUAUGGGAGAUACAAGUGUGAAGUUAUUGACGGGCUGGAAGACGGAACAGUGGUGGUGUCACUCGACCUGGAAGGCGUCGUCUUCCCCUACUUCCCCCGCUUGGGUCGCUACAACCUCAACUUCUACGACGCUGAGCGGGCAUGUCGGGACCAGGACGCCAUCGUGGCCUCCUUUGACCAGCUGUACAAUGCGUGGCGAGGAAAGCUGGACUGGUGCAACGCCGGCUGGCUGAGUGACGGCUCGGUCCAGUAUCCUAUCACCAACCCCAGAGAACCCUGCGGAGGCAAGAACACGGUGCCAGGCGUCCGUAACUACGGACUGAGAGACAAAGAGAAGAACCAAUACGACGUGUUCUGCUUCACCUCACACUACAAAGGUCGGUUCUACUACUUGAUCCACCCCUCUAAGUUAACCUACGACGAGGCGGUCGGCGCGUGUCAGAAAGACGGCGCUCAGAUCGCCAAGGUUGGCCAGAUGUACGCCGCCUGGAAGCUGCUGGGCUACGACCGCUGCGACGCCGGCUGGUUGGCCGACGGCAGCGUGCGUUAUCCCAUCUCCCACCCCCGCCGACGCUGCAGCCCCACGGAGGCCGCCGUGAGGUUCAGCGGCUUCCCCGACAAAAAGCACAAGCUGUACGGAGUGUACUGCUUCAAGGGCCACAACUGAGACACACACACACACACACACACACACACACACACACACACACACACACACACACACACACACACACACACACACACACACACACACACACACACUCUCUCUCAAACUGUGAUGCUUUAUUUCAUGGAAACCUUAAGACAUUACUGUCGACAUGUUGCUAUGUAAUCUGCGACCUGAAACUCUCUGAGGGAUAGUUUACACAUAUUUAAGGUUCUUAUUAUUUAAUCAAUGCCUUUGAAAUGGGGGUGGGUGGGGUUAGGGUUGGAAGAUAUCACAGGCAUGUCAUAAUAUAAGAAGAAACGACACGUCUGAACUGAGAACAGUUUCACAGCAAAACGACUCGUGGUUUGGACGGAUACUUUGGGCACUUAUCUUGUUUUGUUCAAGACCUGGAAGAACAGCCACGAAAGAAACACAGAGGGAAGAAAAAAGCUCAAAUCCUGUGAUGCUUGUCAUCAGGCAGGAAUACAAGCCUCGCACAACUAAACCGAUCUUUGCUGUCCAUACUUAACAAGGUGCUACUACCGGUACUUUGUACGCCAUCAUACCGUUCAGUAUUUUACGUUUUUAUACAAAUGUGUUGGACCAAACAUCAUCACCAAAAAGAAAUAAGGAAAAGGAAAGAA